Messenger RNA from Esox lucius (northern pike), 2376 nucleotides. Its product is annotated as polyadenylate-binding protein 5. Gene Ontology annotation, molecular function: RNA binding. Lineage: Eukaryota; Metazoa; Chordata; Actinopteri; Esociformes; Esocidae. The record is from RefSeq and is a predicted model, not a curated record. Gene Ontology annotation, cellular component: nucleus. The transcript has 6 exons. The coding region runs from base 410 to 1066 and encodes 218 amino acids. Gene Ontology annotation, biological process: regulation of double-strand break repair; protein polyubiquitination.
GUUGGAAGGACACUAUUUAGGUGCUUCGUUGUUAAUAUUUUACGUCAUCAACGUGCGCGUAUUUGUAUAUUGAUGCAAGAUAUAAUUUUGCGAUAAUAGUUCAGUAACUAAUACAUCCGAAUAUUUUGUUGAAAAUAUGAAGUUGAAUUAAUAUCGAAAUCAUAGGAACAUGCUUGAUUAUGAUUACAUAACUGUUUAACAUGAUAAUGUAUCGAUUGUGAUGUGCCUGUCUGAACCUGACCUGUGUAAAAUACCUACUGUAGCCAACGUUAAUGCUUACUUGAUAGCUAAACUGUUACAUCAGAUCACUUUCCGUUCGUGAACUCAUAGAAUUAUACCUUUUGAGACUAUUCAGACAAUUGAGAUGGUAUUGUAAUCAUCAACAGCAUUGCCAGACAGACAUCACAUCAUGGGGGAUGAGAAAGACCUCGAGGCACUUGGUGAACAGCUGUAUGAUUUAAUUUACCCCAAACACACUGAGAUCGCUGGGAAACUCACAGGCAUGUUGCUGGAAUUACCUGCUCCUGUCCUGACUCAAAUUCAACAUGAUGAAACUAUGCUUACAGAGGCUCUCGAUAAAGCUCUAAGAGCUCUGCAACUGCCUCAGGACCCCAGCAAUAAUGGGAUUUCUAAGAAGGAUGAUGAAGCAUCUGCCUCCUCAGACUCACUUGGGGAACAGCUGUUUGAACUAGUGGACACCUGCAACACUGGCCAUACACAGAAAAUCACUGGCAUGCUUCUGGAGCAGCACAAAGAAACAGUGCAGCAUCUUCUCUCAGAACCCUCACUACUCGAGGAGCAGGUGAACUUGGCCUUGAAGACACUGGAGCUGGGUGUGGAUGAGACUGAUCUGAGUGACUUGUCAGAUGCUGAUGACAUUGAGAGGCUGGGAGAAAAGCUGUUUCUACUGGUGAAAGAGAAGGAUGCAGCACGCGCAAAUGACAUAACAGGCAUGCUUCUGGAGAUGGACACUGUAGCUCUCAGGCAGAUGCUCAGCGACCACAUAAUGUUGGAGGGAGCUGUUAAAAAGGCACAAGCAGCACUGGUAAAAUUUUAUCAAAACUAAUCAUGAAAAUAUUUAUCCACUUAAUUGAAUUUAUUUUGUGAGUGACCUUACCAUGUUAAGUAUUUGUCAUUUAAUUUUAGUGAAUCAUAUUACUUUAAGGCUUCACCUCAAAUGUAAGGGGAGGGGUUAGCAAAUGGACCAAAAUGAAUCUCAAACCAUAUGAAAAAGUGACGUGUUCCUUGUUUGCAUCACCUAGACCAGAAGAAUAAAUCACAAAAUAUAUAAAACAUGGUAGUUAAAGAUAUACAGUACUCCAGGGCUAUUUAUCUCUGGCCCUGGGCAAUGAAACACUCUAGUUGUUGUUUUUACUUGCCUGUUAACUUUUUGUGCCAGGUCUGAAUAAGUCCCCUGGUCUUGUUCCAUGGUAUAUGAUCUUUUAUAAAGGGUGGUUUGAAUUAGGGCUGACACAAUUUCAGAUUUUUAUUACCCAAUUAUUGUGGCCAGAAUAAUUAAUGAUAACGAUAUUAUUGUGAUAUCUAUAGAAUAUUAAAAGAAAGAAAUAAUGCUUAUUAGUCAAAUAUUCAACUUUGUUAAUCACGUUUUGUCUCAUUUGGCAAGUGUAGGGAGGUGGAGAGUCUGUAACCAUAACUGUACAAAUGUUAAAAAUUUAAAGCGUAUAAAAAGAACAAUUACACUUAACGGAUAGUUAAGGCAACCAGAUUAACUGAUGAACAAAAGAUCCACAAGGCCUAAUACUGAGAUACAUGUUUGCUUAGUGAAUAGGCUAUGAAAACGGCACAUCUUUGCUUUAAUUGAAAUGCCAGUGUAUAGGCCCAGACGUGUAGUUUAAGCACAUGCAUCAUUUGUCUAUAGGUGACAUGAAUAAGCUAUAGAACAACUGAAAGGAGUUUGGGGAAAAAUACAAUGUAAUGGCGCAUCUUCGCAGCUCUCUCCAGGGUGUUUUAGUGGAGCUAACACCAAUAUAUAGAUCCAGACCCGUUAGUGUAAGCACGUAUCGUUUCUCUACAGAUUACAUGAAUAAGCUUAACCGAGAGGAGUUUUUGGAAAGAAAUAUAUUUUUUUACUAUUAGAUAAAAUAGUAACCUCAUCCCAGAGGUUCUCAAUUGGAUUUAGUUCUGGGGAACAUGAAGGCCAGUCAAUGUCAUCAAUGCAUUUCGUCAUCCAGGAACUGCCUACACACUCUGGCCACAUGAGGCUGAGGAUUGUCCUGCACCAUGAGGAACCCAGGGCCCACUGCACCAGCGUAAGGUCUUACUAUGGGUCAGAGGAUUUAAUCUCAGUACCUAACAGCAGUCAACGUACCGUUGGCUAGCACGUGGAGGUCUGUGCGACCCUCCAAGUAAAUGCCU